Molecule: messenger RNA, 2096 nt
Organism: Equus quagga
Lineage: Eukaryota; Metazoa; Chordata; Mammalia; Perissodactyla; Equidae
Gene: ALG1
Product: ALG1 chitobiosyldiphosphodolichol beta-mannosyltransferase
Exons: 11
Coding region: 9-1421 (470 amino acids)
Cellular component (GO): endoplasmic reticulum
Molecular function (GO): mannosyltransferase activity
Source: RefSeq, a predicted model, not a curated record
CCGCCAAGAUGGCGGCCUCCUGCGUGGCCCUGGCGGCGCUCUCGCUCUGCCUGCCGCUGCUUCUGCUCGUCGCGUGGAAGCGCUGGCGGCGGGGGCGGGCGGCCCGGCACGUGGCGGUCGUGGUGCUGGGCGACGUGGGCCGCAGCCCCCGCAUGCAGUACCAUGCGCUGUCGUUGGCCAAACGCGGCUUCUCCGUGACCCUCCUGGGGUUCUGCAACUCCAAACCCCACGAAGAGCUCUUGCAGAGCGACAGAAUUCAGAUUGUGGGUUUGACAGAACUUCAGAGACUCACAGUCGGGCCCCACAUUCUCCAGUAUGGCGUCAAAAUCGUGUUUCAGGCCGUGCACUUGCUAUGGAGGUUGAUGUGCAGGGAGCCAGCAGCCUACAUCUUUCUCCAGAACCCUCCAGGCCUGCCCGCCAUUGCCGUCUGCUGGUUUGUGGGCUGCCUCUGUGGGAGCAAGUUUGUCAUCGACUGGCACAACUAUGGCUACUCCAUUAUGGGUCUGGUGCAUGGCCCCAGCCACCCCCUUGUUCUGCUGGCCAAAUGGUACGAGAAGCUCUGCGGGCGCCUCUCCCACCUGAACUUGUGUGUGACCAACGCGAUGCGGGAGGAUCUGGCGGAGAACUGGGGCAUCAAAGCCGUGACUGUCUACGACAAGCCAGCAUCUUUCUUCAAAGAGACGCCCUUGGACCUGCAACACCAGCUCUUUAUGAAGCUGGGCCGCACCUACUCUGCGUUCAGGGCCCGCCCAGGACCCUUGGACCCGGCCACAGAGAGGUCGGCCUUCACAGAGCAGGACCCUCGGAGCGGGACGGUGAUGCAUCUGCACGGGCGGCCGGCCCUGCUGGUCAGCAGCACGAGCUGGACAGAGGAUGAAGACUUCUCCAUCUUGCUGGCAGCCUUAGAAAAGUUUGAACAGCUGAUCCUGGAUGGAGAGAGCCUUCCUUCUCUGGUCUGUGUGAUAACAGGCAAAGGGCCUCUGAAGGAGCAUUACAGCCGCCUCCUCACCCAGAAGCAUUUCCAGCACAUCCAGGUCUGCACCCCGUGGCUGGAGGCCGAGGACUACCCCCUGCUUCUAGCGGGCGGCGGUCCACAGUCCUCUGGGGUUCGUGUUUGCAGGCUCCGCGGACCUGGGCGUGUGCCUCCACAAGUCCUCCAGCGGCCUGGACCUGCCCAUGAAGGUGGUGGACAUGUUCGGGUGCUGCCUGCCCGUGUGUGCCGUGAACUUCCCCUGGUAGGAGCGGAAACCCAAUCUUCCCAAGUUCGGUUCUCAAGUCAGCAGCUGGGGGGCGCUGUGCUGUCAGGAUUCCCCUGGGAACGCCCCAGAAAGGUGCUGCCUCCCCGGCCUCGCAGCAUGGCGGGGUUCCUGCGGGAGGGCCCCACGGAGGAGCUGGCCCCACUUAGUGCUCAUGUGGAGUAAAAAACACGUGUGUUAAAUGCUCUCCCAGGGGCUUGUGCUCCCGGGAGAACACGUGGCUGGAACUGCCCGCACGGUGUACGUGGUUUUAGUUCUCUUUCUGUGUCGCUUUUGUCUGAGCUCAUCUAGUUGGAUUCAGAUCAGUUAAAUGAGUGUAAUUCUCUGUCUCCACUCUUCCUGGCAAAGAUGGGCGUUUGGAGAGGGCAGUGCUGAAAGAGCUUCUGGAAGCGGUAGUCCGCACGGCAGGGGAGUCAGUCGCUGAAUGGGAAACAGGAUGUUAGGCCCCCAGCUCUCGCACAGGCUGGGGUCAAUGCCCUGCUUAUCCAGAAGAAUCCCCCUCACUGUGCCGAACCCGCCUCCAGGGAGGCUGCCUUUUUUCCUCUGCUGUGGAAGUGAGGAAGAACGCAGAACUCAUUGAGCACACUCUCACCGAAAAAAGCAGUGAGCAGAAAAGGCCCAAAUCCCCUUGAUUGUCCCUCCUUCCCCGAAUCGGCCUGAAUUUUUAAUGUGUGUCCUUGCAGGUCUUUUUCCUGCUUAGACGCCAGAUCUUAGAACAGACUCAGUGAAACCAGACUGACUGCUCCUGACCCCAGCUUAGCCUGAGGGUGGGGCAGGGACCCUGUGGGCGGCACGGCUGGUGUCUCCUCCAGGCAGUUCUCAGGCCUCCCUCUGUUCUCU